Messenger RNA from Esox lucius (northern pike), 5082 nucleotides. RefSeq names its product polycystic kidney disease 2 (gene pkd2). NCBI's taxonomy places the organism in Eukaryota, Metazoa, Chordata, Actinopteri, Esociformes, Esocidae. The coding region runs from base 561 to 3317 and encodes 918 amino acids. Gene Ontology annotation, cellular component: membrane. Gene Ontology annotation, molecular function: muscle alpha-actinin binding; potassium channel activity; signaling receptor binding. Gene Ontology annotation, biological process: detection of mechanical stimulus; release of sequestered calcium ion into cytosol; potassium ion transmembrane transport. The record is from RefSeq and is a predicted model, not a curated record. The transcript is spliced from 15 exons.
CUCCUAAAGUAAUCUGAGUCUCCAAGUGAGAAUGUGAAAUUUCAGGGGAACAGCAAGAACAAGAUGGCUGGCCCGGGACAAGGAAAGUGUUUUGCUUCUUUUCUAUAAACGAGUCGUUUCGUUUAGUUUCUUUUCUUCAUUUUCAAUUUUAUGCGUAAAUGUCAUACUACAAAUUGGUUUGGUAGCUAUUCAUAUUUUUACAUAGGCCUGCUUUUGCUAGAGUUUCGAUUUACGCAGACGCUGACUUUCUUGAAUCCAUAAACAUUAAUUGUUGAAUUAUUUGGCUAUACUUUCAACUUAUUUUCCGAAGUCGUUUAAAAAAAAAGUUCUGAUGCGAAGCUUAACAAUACAAAUCACUACCUCUGUGGUUUCCGAAAGGAUUUGGGGGAGUUGAAACUGUCCACUUUCUCAGAUUUCAGUGCAUGCUUACUGUUUGAUAUGUACGUAAAAGGUAACAUGAACAAAGCACCUGCCUGUGGCUAGAGACAUCCUUGGUUUUAAACAUUUCGUAAAUGUAGUUUGCCUGGACUUCUAAAACUCUUCAGUUUACUGGACUAACAAUGAGCUCAACUCGGAUGAGAUCACAACAACCGCAGCAUACUCAGGCUGGCAGGUUUGUCACGGGUACAACGGGUGCGUCGUUGCCGCACAGACUGAACACAAGCGAGGGUAUUGAGAUGGAGAACAUUCAGCACCAGGAUCUUGGGCUCGGGGGCACGAUAGGUACUUCAUCACCCCCCUCGCGACAAGCCUGGAGCAGGGACAACCCGGGGUUCGAGCCAGAGGAUGAGAUGAUGGAGGCCGAUUGGCCUCCGGCCAGCCCGGGGAGAAGGUCGGUGUCCACGGCCUCCAGCAGCAGCUGUAGCAGCGGACUGGGAAGUUAUAACGCUGGGGGGAGCAGCACUCGCAUCCACCGUGGAUUAUACCCGACCCCAACAGUAGAUGCCCUGCAACAAGAGGGACAUGAGAUAAAAAGCUGUGGGAAGAGGAUACUGGAGAAAAUAAGAAUUCUGUGGGGUACUCAGCUAAUGGAGGACCGUGACAGCAGCAGAGAGAGGUACCUAAAGAACAUCCUUAGAGAGACGGUCACCUACACCAUCUUUCUCAUCACACUGUGUAUCUUGACCUAUGGGAUGGUGACCUCCAACAUGUAUUACUACACUAAGGUGAUGUCACAGCUCUUCCUGGAUACGCCAGUGUCCCCUGGAGACCCCGCCACCUUCAGAAGCCUCUCCAGUAUGGGUGAAUUUUGGAAGUUCACAGAGGGCCCCUUCCUGAACGGCAUGUACUGGGAGGUGUGGUACAACAACAAAAGCCUCCCCGAAAACCGGAGCAUGAUCUACUAUGAGAACCUGCUCCUCGGAGUGCCCCGCAUCCGCCAGGUCAAAGUUCGCAACGAGUCGUGCACCGUCCACGAGAACCUGCGGGACGAGGUGCAUGACUGCUACAACAUGUACACCGCCAGCAAUGAGGACACAGCCCCCUUUGGCCCCAAGAACGAAACCGCGUGGGUGUACACGGAGGAGGGCCGCCUGAAUGGGAGUGGUCACUGGGGCCAGGUGGCUGCCUACGGAGGAGGGGGGUACUACCAGGACCUGUCCCGUACCCGGGACGAGUCGGCCGGCCUGCUCCGCUCCCUCAAACAGCAGCUGUGGCUGGACCGAGGAACCAGAGCCGUCUUCCUGGACUUCUCUGUGUACAAUGGCAACAUCAACCUCUUCUGUAUCGCCAGGUUGGUGGUGGAAUUCCCUGCCACAGGAGGCGUGGUGACUUCCUGGCAGUUCCAGACGGUGCGUCUGAUUCGCUACAUGUCCAGCUGGGACUACUUUGUCGGGGUUUGUGAAGUGGCCUUCUGCCUUUUCAUCCUGUACUACGUGGUGGAGGAGGCCCUGGAGAUACACAUCCACCGCCUGCGCUACUUCAAGAGCAUGUGGAACUGUCUGGACGUCCUUAUCGUCGCGUUGAGUGUUUCUGCCAUAAUCAUCAACAUCACCAGAACAUCCAUGGUGAGCAGUCGGUUGAAAGACCUUCUGGAGAACCACAGCGCCUACCCCAACUUUGAGCCUCUCGCGCACCUCCAAGUUAUGUUCAACAACAUGGCCGCCGCCAUCGUCUUCUUCUCCUGGGUAAAGCUCUUUAAGUUCAUCAACUUCAACAAGACCAUGAGCCAGCUGUCCAACACCAUGUCUCGCUGUGCCAAGGACCUCACUGGCUUUGCCAUCAUGUUCUUUAUCAUCUUCCUGGCCUACGCUCAGCUGGCCUACCUGGUCUUUGGCACCCAGGUCAACGACUUCAGUACCUUCCAAGCCUGCAUUUUCACUCAGUUCCGCAUCAUCCUCGGCGACUUUGAGUUCUCAGAGAUCGAAGAAGCAAAUCCAGUCUUGGGACCCAUCUACUUCACCACCUUCGUCUUCUUCAUCUUCUUCAUUCUCAUGAAUAUGUUCCUGGCCAUUAUUAAUGACACGUACUCCGAGGUGAAAGCAGACAUGUCCCAGCAGAGGUCUGAAAUGGAGAUGACGGACCUCAUUAAAAAGGGCUGUAACAAAGCCUUGAUGAAGCUGAGACUGAAGAAGACAACUGUGGACGACAUCUCAGACAGCCUGCGUCAGGCUGGAGGCAAACUCAACUUUGAUGAACUCCGCCAGCACCUCAGAGGGAAGGGCCACACGGACGCAGAGAUCGAGGCCAUUUUUGCGAAGUAUGACCAUGAUGGGGACCAGGAGCUGCCUGAACAUGAGCACCAACAGAUGAGGGACGACCUUGAGAAAGAGAGAGAGGACUUGGAUCUGGAGCGUAGCCCUUUGCCUAGACCCACCAGUGGGCGGAGCUUCCCACGUAGCCAGGACGACUCGGAGGAGGACGACGAUGAGGACAGCGGUCACAGCUCCCGUCGCCGCGGCAGCAGCUCAGGGGGCGUGUCCUAUGAGGAGUUCCAAGUGUUGGUCCGUCGUGUGGACAGGAUGGAGCACUCCAUCGGCAGUAUAGUGUCCAAGAUCGAUGCAGUGAUCGUGAAGCUGGAAGUCAUGGAGAGAGCCAAACUCAAGAGAAGAGACGUUUUGGGAAGACUGCUGGAUGGGGGCCUGGAGGAUGAGCGGCAGGGCCGGGAUACAGACGCGCACAGGGACCAGAUGGAGAGGCUGGUGAGGGAGGAGCUGGAGCGCUGGGAGUCCGAGGACACGGUCUCACAGGUCAGCCAUCACCAGCCCACUACUCCCAUUGGUCCAGUGGCCCAGCCACACCCCCGCAGCGCCUGCCCCUCCUCCCCGCUGUCCACUGACGGCCUGGAUGCCACGGGUAGUGGGGGUGGUCAUGUUUGAAACUCCCGUCUACUAGAUCGCUAUGAUGUUGAUAAAAAGGGACAUUUCAGUAUAUAUAUAUAUUUUUUUUUUCAGGUUCAAAUCCUUACUGAUAUGUCGUUGCAAUUAGAAUUUCCACAUUAUGACCUUAUUAGAAGAUUUAUAUGGAAGUCUGAGCUACACAAGCACAUUUUAUAAAAGCUUUUGACCUUCCCAGGAUUAGCCAAACUGAUAAGGGUAGCGUUAAAGGACAGUUUUGGGAGGUUUUAUGCACGUAGGUUUUUCUUAAGUAGACAUGCUACGAUCAUCGUACCCUAUGUAAUGGUUAAGUCCCAUUAAGCGCACACUGUGUUUUGCGUCUAUACCAAAUCUUUACACAAACGAUACAGUGACGGCAAAGUCCAAGCACACGGCACCUCAGCUAUACAAAUGCACUGAAAGUGUGAGAUUGAGGUUCACCCAAUAGACACACACGGUCUAAAAACAUUCCUGUGUACUCCACCUUUAAGAUGGUACAUGCUUUAAGGUAAGCGACACAUUACACAUUUACAAAGCUUACACUGUAAGCACAAGAUUGUAGCGUUAAAAAUAAAAGGACAAAUAUAGUGAAGGCUACACAAUGAAUGAUUUCAUUAAUGUUCUUUAAAUGUGAUGUAACGAACUAGCCUCCAAGCUAUUUCCAUUUGUUUAUAUUCUAAGAAUACACAUCUUUUUAUUUUCUUGUGCAGGCACGUAGCUCAAUUGCUUUUUGUUCCAAUACCUGGCAUGUAUGCAUGCACGUUCGUCCUGAUCACGGAAACAGUGGUCUCCAAUUGAUCAUUUGCUGCUUCUUUUUCUGUCAUUUUAAUAUAGUUUGUGUGGCACAUCCUGUAAUGAUUAGUCAUCUAAAUCACUUCAUAAAGUCUUACGAAUACCUUCAUGAACAUCAUACAUAUUGUAACCUUCAUAAAUGUAUAUGAUACAUAUUGUAACUUGAAACAAACUCCAAUUUGGAGUGCAUCUAGGUUCAUGGGGACCCCAUGUUUAUUAUUUUUGACUAUGUACAGUGCCUUGCAGUAUUUUUGUAGUCCAUUAUUUCUUAGUUGUUUUGCGGAUACAUAUAUUAAAGUGUGAAAAACUCAAACGUAAUGGUGAAAAAUUCUACAUCCAGGAGGUUACAAAAUGUUUUGUGGACAUAACCUCAACAAUAGUUCGGUAGUUAGUUAAUGGACCGGUGAACCUGUUAGAGUGGAGAUGACGGGUUUAUGUGGAUGUUCAUUGGGGGAUUAAGGGAGAAUAAAUGGGAUUAAACCAUCUAUUGACCUAAAAGCCUGUUCUGAACUGGGAGGAGACACCUACUGUCAUCUAAGCGUUACUAAAAUAUCCUAGAAAUGCAACCAUUUGGGCGUUAUGUUUUCUAGGCAGGAUGAGACAUUUCUUGAAACAUGGCCCCAGGCAUGUUAUCCAGUAUGGGAAGUGAUUUAUGUGUUGCCGGUUUUACAAAAAGGACCACUUGUAAAGUAGCAGCGAAAGGUUUAUAAAAGUGUCUUUCUAAAUACUACCAUAGACAAAAAUGCAAUGAACAGGGCAAAUCUUUAGAAAUUCACUGAUUACACAAAAUACUUUAACAUAUGUGAUUCAAUUAUAAUAUUUACAUACAAUUAUGAAAUAACACUUAUUUCAACUAAAUAUAGUUCAGUGUGAUUAAUAGUCAAUUUCUCUCAGUAGAAACUAAAUAAAGUAAUACUAAGGCAUUAUAGUCUUGUACUCAAAUGGAAAAAUGAUACAAAUCUUCAGUAGUCAUAAA